CUUAGUGAACUGGACUACUGUUAUCUACAUGCACCGGCUGGCUCACUACCGGACCUCUCUUUGUUGUGUCGUUUUCAAUCACAAAUUUCGUCGUAAUUUGGUCUAUAGUAGGAACACGAACUAUGGCAGACACUACAGGAAAAGACGCCAUUUCAAACGGGCACCAAAAGGAAAUCCUCCGUUACACCUACACCCCUGAAGACCUGGUGCUGCAAUCAUCUCCAUGGAAGAAGUUUAGCCGUAGUAAGGUAAAAUAUAAUAAGUUUGAUGAGGAGUUGUGCAGAAGGUGGGAUGAAGCCAUGGAGGCAGGAAUGUUCCGGUAUAAACUGGAUGCUUUACAGACCAAGAUUCUACCUGGAACUUUGAGAUUCGUUGCACAGUUGAAUGUGAAGAGGGCCCAGGAAAGAAGAGCUCCACAAAACAUCAUAGGAAUGAACCAUCCCUUUGACCCAAAGAAGUUCAACUUCACCAAAAUCAAACCUGGAGAGGUAUUGUUUGAACUUUGUCCUGAAAGAGACUCAUCACAUCAGGAGAAUGAAAGAGUUUCACAGAAUGGAACAGCAUCAGAUGAAGCACCAACAAGCAAAAGGGUCAAGAAGUCUUCCCACGUGGUUAUAAUAAAUGUAAGCCCCCUUGCAUAUGGGAAUAUACUACUGGUGCCUUCUCUACAAGACUGUCAGCCUCAGGUGUUAACAGAAGAGGCACUUCUGCUUGCAAUAGAGAUGACACUUCUCAGCCAGCACCAGGGUUUCAGGAUGGGGUUCAACAGUCUGUGUGCAUACUCAUCUGUCAAUCAUCUGCAUUUCCAUGGUUACUACCUGGAACAUGAGCUGGGAACUGAGAGCUGUGUGAUAGUGCCCUUCCACUCUGGUAUCCAUGUCCUCAACAGUGACUACCCAGCACUGGGGUUUGCAUUCCAACUGCAGGGAAAAGAUGUUACAGGAUUGGCAAGACAAGUGUACAAGGUUGCUAACUACCUCCAGAGCCAUGAGAUCGCACACAACGUGUUCAUGACCAGGGGAACACAGUUUGGGGAGGACGCCAACAGUCCCAACAGAACCCUCAGGGUCUUCCUAUGGCCCAGGAGGCCUGUAACAGGUGCAAAGGAUGACUUUGUCUUCAACCCUGCACUGUGUGAACUUGCUGGACAUCUUCCUAUUAAAGUUGAAGACGGAUUCAAGUCGCUCACAGAGGAAGAAGCUGUCAAAACACUCAAGACGCAGUCCUUGUCAAAAGAGGAGUUUGAUGCCUUGAAAACAGAAAUAGCAACAGUGCUGGGAUAACAAGAAUCAUGUUGACAUGUAUUCCAUCGAUUUUACUACCUCCUGAUCACUGUGAAAGGAACUCAAUCUGGUAAUACUUCAAACAUUGUGAACUCUGGUUAUUUCAAUAUGUACAAGUGAUGUUACUUGUAAUGGACCUAAAAUAGGCUUGCUAUGUGACAAUCACAGUAAUGUGUAAAAAGUGAAAUUUUUGUUUGUAAUGUUUCUUUUUAAAAAAUCAGGUAUCCAAAGUAAUCCUUUUACUUGUAUAUAUGAUAUUUACUCAUAUAUUGAUUAAGAAACAGAGAAUAUGAACUUACAGUUCAUAAUUAUGUUUGAUUUUUUUAAUCAAGAAGAAAACAUACUUCUUACAUUGGUUACAUUUUGUUGAUCUAGAGCUUGUAUAGGGUUAUUGAAUAUCUAAUGACUGUCCACUACACUCUAGCAUAUCAUAUCUAAUUUGAGAUAUAAUACACUUCCAUAAGACAGAAUGAAAUUGUCCUAAUUGUCCUCAGUAGCAUUAACUAUCUACAUGGCUAAAUAGUCACUGCGAAUCUAAAUAAAACAAGACUGUCACAUGGGCAGUGAAAAUGUAUGCAGGAGACAAGCCUUCACAAUUUCACAUUCUUCACACAGAAAUUGGGAAAGUACUAGUAGUUUAUAGUACUUAUACUUGAAGAUUCCUUUUAUUAUCUAUCGUCUUCGAGUGGUAAUAAAAUGAAGAACAACAA
Branchiostoma floridae (Florida lancelet) is the source of this 1993-nucleotide messenger RNA. RefSeq names its product GDP-D-glucose phosphorylase 1-like. The record is from RefSeq and is a predicted model, not a curated record. Gene Ontology annotation, molecular function: GDP-D-glucose phosphorylase activity. NCBI's taxonomy places the organism in Eukaryota, Metazoa, Chordata, Leptocardii, Amphioxiformes, Branchiostomatidae. Bases 123 to 1283 code for a protein of 386 amino acids. Gene Ontology annotation, cellular component: cytoplasm. Gene Ontology annotation, biological process: glucose metabolic process. The transcript has 12 exons.